Messenger RNA from Aspergillus clavatus NRRL 1, 2070 nucleotides. RefSeq names its product Zn(II)2Cys6 transcription factor. The transcript has 3 exons. The coding region runs from base 1 to 2070 and encodes 689 amino acids. NCBI's taxonomy places the organism in Eukaryota, Fungi, Ascomycota, Eurotiomycetes, Eurotiales, Aspergillaceae. Gene Ontology annotation, molecular function: transcription cis-regulatory region binding; DNA-binding transcription factor activity, RNA polymerase II-specific; zinc ion binding. The record is from RefSeq and is a predicted model, not a curated record. Gene Ontology annotation, cellular component: nucleus. Gene Ontology annotation, biological process: positive regulation of transcription by RNA polymerase II.
AUGCCGGCCGCAUCGAAAAAGAAGUCGUCAGCGACACCCAACACCGCCAAGGUGAUCGAUUCCCAGUCGUCCUCGUCCGGUGAAGGAGCGUCCGUGGGAACGCCCGAGAAGAUGAUCAAGUUGCACAAGCGUUCGCGUUCUGGUUGUUUCACAUGUCGUCUGCGCCGAAAGAAGUGUGACGAGAAGCACCCGUCUUGCGGUGCUUGCAGCAAUCUCUGUGUCAAAUGCGAAUACAAGCGGCCCAUCUGGUGGGGAAAUGCUGAACAGAGGCGGAUCCAGAAGGAGCGCAUCAAGAACAAGAUCAAGCAGACCAAGAUGAACGAGCGCAAUGGGUCGACUACUGAUCCGUUAGCCCGCAGUCGCAAUAUGCCUGCCACCUCGCCACUAUCCCCCGUGUUCGAGUUCAAUCGCCCGGGCUAUACAGAGACCUACGAUCUAUUUUCAUCACACUUGCCAACACCUGGUAUCAGCCAACAGACGUAUGCGCCUUAUGCUCCCUAUGAGAUUGAUGUCAAGACAGAACGACAGACAUUCAUCAACGAUGCACCGCUGCGUCACGACUCAUCUAUCUCGACUUUCAGCACCUUUGCUGCUCCCCAGCUGAAUGCGCCGCUUCCCACAUUUCCCGGAGAAGAAUGGUUUCAAGACGAGUACUUCCCACAGACCUCGGCCCUUCCAGGUAUCGACCCUGCGCUUUGCGAACAGAGCAUCGGACAAACGUACACCUUAUUGCAGUCGAACAUCCCCGUCAGUGAUCAUGACCGGCCGCUCCUGGACCACUUCAUCCACAAUGUCUUGCGCAUCAUCUUCCCGGUGGUGGAGGCUCACCAGCGCGGCCACACGAGAGCCCAAGCCAUUCUGCGCGCCCUGGAGACCAACAAGUGCUACCUUCACUGCUGUCUUAGCGUUGCCGCCAUUCACCUCAAGACCACGGAAGGAAUAGUGGGUGAGCAGAUCGAUCACGACAUCAUGCGCCAUCGUUUCGAAGCCGUUUCUCACCUGUGCCAGGCUCUUGGCGAAGAUAUCAACCAUGAAGAGAUUCUGGAUGCGACCCUGGCCAUGAUCUUCUUCCACUGCUCCGUGGGUCCGGCGGACGACUAUCUCCCUGAUAUUCCUUGGUUUGAUCACUUUCAAGCAGCAUCGAACCUUGUGAACAGGCUCGGCCUCCCGACAGCAGUUCCGGACGGCAACCCGUACAUCGCCCCUCCCUUCAGCAUGACACUCACCUCUUGGAUCGACAUCCUCGGCUCGACCAUGGAAGGGAAGACGCCACAAUUCGCGCACACCUACCGUUCAAAGCAUCUGAGCGGCUCGUCAUCCGGCCUGCGGGAGCUCAUGGGGUGCGACGACCGGGUCAUGUAUCUCAUCUCCGAGAUCGCCUGCCUGGAUGCCUUGAAAAAUGAAGGCCGCGUCGACGCGAUGGCGGUCUGUUCGCACGUCUCGGCUCUCGGACGACAACUGGAAUUUACCGAACCUGCAGAUCGAACGCUGGAGCACCCAUACUCACCCACCACAGGAGCGAUUCGCCCCGAUGUCCUCUCCAAGAACAUCACCACGGUCUUCCGCAUCGCCGCGAGAAUCUACCUAUGCAGUCUGGUCCCUGGGUUUGACCGCAACCAGCCCAGCAACCUCAAUCUGGUCGCCGCAGUCGCCGACACUCUGAACUACAUCCCCUCGGGCCCCAACGGCUUCGACCGCUCUCUGGUAUGGCCUCUUUUGAUUACCGGAGCGUUCUCCGCACCCACAAGUCCAUUCCGAGCAGUCCUUGCAGAGCGCGCUGCGCUGCUGGGUGAUCACGCCGACUUGGGCAGCUUCGGCCGCAUGUACCGCUUGCUGCAGGAGGUUUGGAGGCUCACGGACGAUCAUCCGACGGAGAAUCCCUACAUUCCGGAAGAGACCUCAUCCUCGUCAUCAACAACAUCGUCAUCGGGUAGCCCGGUUCCCAAGGUCGAGAGAUCAGCAUCCCCGGAAUCCAGCGGUGCUGGGCUAGGCAUGAGAGAGAUUAAGAAACAGCAGGUCCACUGGCGGGACGUGAUGCAGCGCAAUGGCUGGCACCAUCUGCUGAUCUAA